AUGGCUACUGCUGAGCAUACUGAGACCUACGCCGGGUCGGACCGAUCCUCUCCAGUUUCUGCUGAACGCAAGAAGCAGGUACCUGUAACCUCGCAGAACGAGAAACUCGACGGUCGCCAGAUAGGGCAUUUCGAAACUGCCAGCAAGAACGCCAACGAGCGCCUCGCAAACCCGCUUGAGGGGAUUCCUCAGGACCAGGUUUGGGCCGACGCCGCUAACUUCGCUCAUGAGCAUGGUCUCGGUCAUCUAGCCGAGACCUUUUCCAAAGGUGCUCUCGUAGCACAGGACCCAACUUCAUUUGAGUCCCUAACCCAACUGAGCGCGGAGGACAAGGAGAUCAUCAGGAGGGAGAGAACUCACCGCUGGGAUCAUCCCAUCACGCUCUACUGGCUGGUCGUCCUGUGUUCGGUUGCGGCCGCUGUUCAAGGCAUGGACGAGGCCGUCAUCAACGGCGCGAACCUUUUUUUCCCAUCGCAAUUCGGGAUACCUACGGAUGGUGAUGGUGCUAGCCAGCGUAAUCAGUGGCUAGUCGGCCUAGUCAAUUCGGCACCAUAUCUCUGCUGCGCGUUCAUCGGUUGCUGGCUGACGGAGCCACUCAAUAGACUGCUGGGACGACGAGGGGCCAUCUUUGUCUCCGCAUUUUUCUCGUUCGCAACUUGCAUCUGGCAAGGCGCUACCAAUUCUUGGCCCCAUCUCUUCAUCGCCAGGUUCUUCCUCGGACUUGGCAUUGGUCCGAAGAGUGCGACUGUCCCUGUCUAUGCGGCGGAGUGCGCGCCACCGCAAAUUCGUGGUGCCCUAGUCAUGAUGUGGCAAACAUGGACUGCUUUUGGGAUCAUGUUCGGAUAUGUGGCCGAUCUGGCAUUUUACCACGUCGCAGACCAGAAUGGCAUUACUGGUCUGCGCUGGAGAUUGAUGCUCGGUUCUGCUGGCGUUCCUGCCGUAUUCCUCAUGGCGCAAGUCUAUUUCAUGCCCGAGUCACCGCGUUGGCUAGUCUCGAAAGGACGCUACGAUAAAGCCUUCGCUUCGCUUAUGCGCCUCCGCAAGUACGAGCUCCAAGCUGCGCGCGACCUUUACUACAUUCACGUCUUCCUCGAAGCCGAGAAGGAGAUCUCGCGCGGUCGCAACCGCUUCCUCGAGCUAUUCACUGUCCCGCGUAACCGUCGCGCAACACUCGCAUCUUCCAUCGUCAUGUUCAUGCAACAGUUCUGCGGUGUCAAUGCGAUUGCAUACUACUCGUCGUCGAUCUUCGUCGAGUUCGGAUAUUCUGAAUCGAGCGCGCUUCUUGCUUCCUGGGGCUUCGGAAUGGUGAACUUUGUCUUCGCCCUCCCUGCAGUCUAUACAAUAGACACAUUCGGUCGGCGUAACCUACUCUUGACAACGUUCCCGUUCAUGGCUAUCUUCCUCCUUCUGACCGGAUUCUCUUUCUUCAUCCCUGAAGGGACCGGGCGCAUCGCGGUAGUGGCCCUUGGGAUCUAUCUUUAUACCGCCGUCUAUUCGCCUGGUGAAGGUCCAGUACCUUUCACCUAUUCGGCGGAGGCGUUCCCCCUGUAUAUCCGUGAGAUCGGCAUGUCCUGGGCAACGGCGUUGCUCUGGUUCUUCAACUUCGUUGUGGCAAUCACAUUCCCUGCCUUGCUCAAGACCUUCACGCCGCAAGGCGCGUUCGGCUGGUAUGCGGGUUGGAACAUUAUCGGUUUCUUCCUUAUCCUCUUGUUCCUCCCCGAGACGAAGGCGCUCACGCUUGAGGAACUGGAUGAAGUAUUCUCUGUGCCGACCGGCCAACAUGCGCGUUACCAGAUCAAGGCACUACCGCACAACAUCAAGAAGCACAUCUUCCGCAUGAAGGUGAAGGACAUCGAGCCGCUGUACCAUUUCGACGUUCCGCCAGGAGGCAGGAAGCACUUCGCCGAGCCGAUGGCUGCAUGA
Peniophora sp. CBMAI 1063 is the source of this 1923-nucleotide messenger RNA. The record is from the annotation of a GenBank genome assembly. NCBI's taxonomy places the organism in Eukaryota, Fungi, Basidiomycota, Agaricomycetes, Russulales, Peniophoraceae.